AUGAUUCCUCGUGAUCGUGACGUUAUUUUAGAUGAUGAAAAAUAUUUCACGUUACUUGAAAAUAAUGUCAUGGAAAAUCAAUAUUUUUACUCUAUUGAUCUAACUUGUUUUCUUGCUGGUAAUAUGGCACUUGGUUGGAAUUUUCAACGUGAUUUAACUUAUCUACUUGAUAUGGCCAAAUAUUUAACUAAAACAUGUUAUCAAAUGUAUGCUGAGCAAGCAACUGGUCUUAGCCCUGAAAUAGCUUAUUUUAAUAUCGAUUCAAAUUCGAAUGAAUCAACAAUUAUUGUUCGAGAUAAUGAUGCACAUAAUUUAUUACGUCCAGAAUUGAUUGAAUCAUUAUAUUAUAUGUAUCAUAUAACUGGUAAUGAAAUGUAUCAAGAAUGGGGUUGGAAUAUUUUUCAAUCAUUUGAAAAAUAUACUCGACAAGAUGAAGGUUAUUCAUCAAUAAAUGAUGUUCGAAAUAAAGAUAAUGUUCGACCACGUGAUAAAAUGGAAAGUUAUUUUUUAGCUGAAACAUUAAAAUAUUUUUAUUUAUUAUUUCAUACGACAAAUUUAUUUCCAUUUAAUCAAUGGUUAUUUAAUACAGAAGCACAUCUAUUACCAACUUAUAAUAAUUAA
Messenger RNA from Rotaria sp. Silwood2, 621 nucleotides. Lineage: Eukaryota; Metazoa; Rotifera; Eurotatoria; Philodinida; Philodinidae. The record is from the annotation of a GenBank genome assembly.